AUGGCUCCAUCUCAACAACCAGCUCCAGCUCUAGUUCCACCUCCAACACCAACAGCUCAACCGCCCGCAUCCCCCGAAUAUCAGUCUUCUUUCUUCUCUCAGCGAUCCAGACGUCAAUUGGGCCUCUUUUUUGCAGGUGCGGGCUUCUUUGCCGUCACUACGGCCAUAACCCGGAGAUCAAUUGUUCGGCGUUACAAGGCGACUAUUCCUAAAUUCUACCAGCCAAACAAUCGACCAGGCUUCGAAGUCAAUGGCGCAAUGGAGGCAUUCGAGGCCUUGAACAUAGCUACCAUAAAUGUGCUCAGCUUUGGUAUGAUGGCUGGUGGAGGAUUACUGUGGGCAUUGGACAUAUCUUCGAUAGAUGAUAUGAGACGGAAGGUCCGGAUAAACAUGGGGGUUAAUGCUAGUCCGGAGGACAGUGAAGCUGAGAAGGAGAUCGAGGAGAUGAUUGCCUCAAUUCUGGAAAGGAAAGAGUUUAAGCACUUGCUAGGGAAGGGGAAGGAAAAGGAAAGGGAGGAAGAGAAGGAGGAAAAAGAGAAGCAAGAGACAAAGGGCGAAGCAGACCAAAGAUCAUAA
This is a messenger RNA of Lachnellula hyalina, 576 nucleotides long. RefSeq lists its product as uncharacterized. NCBI's taxonomy places the organism in Eukaryota, Fungi, Ascomycota, Leotiomycetes, Helotiales, Lachnaceae. The transcript has a single exon. Gene Ontology annotation, cellular component: mitochondrion. The coding region runs from base 1 to 576 and encodes 191 amino acids. The record is from RefSeq and is a predicted model, not a curated record.